AUGAUUGUUGUGUAUACUCAGCAUGGUUACCCUUCUGAAGCAUUGGAUUUAUGCAAUAGCUUGUUAAGAACCGAUCUUAAACCAAAUGAAGCUAUCAUUACCAGCAUACUCUCUGCUUGCGCUGAUUUGGGGUCGCUGAGCAUUAGGAAUGAGAUUGAACUUUAUGUGAUCAACAGGAUAGACAAGGCAGAAGUACUUGGAGGAGUGUUAUAUAAAGAUUUAGCUGUUUGGAUUCCAAGUCAUUCAAGGUUGGUGGAGGAUGGAUUGAAGUACUUCAAAAGCAUGAAAGAUAAUUUCGGAAUAAAGCCCGGUAUAGAGCAUUAUACUUGCUUGGUCGAUCUUCUUGGUAGAGUGGGUCACUUCAACUUGGCUUUGAAAAUUGAAAACCAUCCAAGAGAUGCCUAUGCAAGUACAAGCUCAAGCUUGGGCUCCAUUGCUUAG
Gossypium arboreum is the source of this 441-nucleotide messenger RNA. Its product is annotated as pentatricopeptide repeat-containing protein At5g16860-like. Gene Ontology annotation, molecular function: protein binding; RNA binding. NCBI's taxonomy places the organism in Eukaryota, Viridiplantae, Streptophyta, Magnoliopsida, Malvales, Malvaceae. The transcript has 3 exons. The coding region runs from base 1 to 441 and encodes 146 amino acids. Gene Ontology annotation, biological process: RNA modification. The record is from RefSeq and is a predicted model, not a curated record.